AUUUCCCACAGCUCCCAUGAAAAGUAAAAGCUGGCCUAGGGAUCUUCCGGCGUCCUACGCCGACCUUGGCAUUGCUCAUCGCCGGUAUAUAAGCCGCGCCCGCCGAAUCCGGCGCAUACCCACACAGAUACCCAACCCGAUAACACCAUGAAAUCGAUCAUCCUAGCAGCGGUCCUCUCGGUAGCCGUGGCUCAGGGCCCCUACCGCUUCCAGCCCAGCUACCAGGCCUACCAGCAGCAGGCCUACCAGCCUAGACCCAGGUCAUAUGAGGGCAACGCGCAAAUCCUGAGGUCUGAUGCCGAGGUCAACGAUAGAGGAUUCCAUUACGCUUUUGAGACAGAUAAUGGUAUCCAAGCCGAAGAGUCAGGCCAAGAAGCGAACGGCAUCCAAGCUCAAGGCAGCUACUCAUACACCGGUGACGACGGCCAAGUGUACCAAGUCCGGUACACCGCUGACGCCAACGGUUUCCAGGCCCAGGGUGCUCACCUGCCGACCCCACCGCCUGUUCCUGAAGCCAUCGCCAGGGCUUUAGCGGAGAACGCCAGGGAUGAAGCUAAUGGCAUCUUUGAUGAUGGGAGCUACCACGAGAGCAACUCCGGAGUCGUCGCGGCCCGCACCUUCCCCUCCCCCCCUCGGUACACCCCCCCUCAGACCCGCCGCUACUUCUGAACACCACAACUCUUCUGAGUGCCAUAUCGCUUAUACUAGCUGCAAAACUAAGUGGCGAGUCAGGUCAUAGUGCCAUUUCUUUCACUCUUGGUUGGUACAAGGGUAAAGGAGACAGCAUUAUGAUCUCAGUCCCUAGUUAGUUUUGCGGCAAGUAUAGUCAUAGUUGUAGUUUUGUACACAGUGAUGCAAUAAAUAGGAUAACAGUGAUGUAAUAAAGUUAUCUAAUUUUA
Messenger RNA from Cydia pomonella (codling moth), 899 nucleotides. Its product is annotated as cuticle protein 3-like. The transcript has 4 exons. NCBI's taxonomy places the organism in Eukaryota, Metazoa, Arthropoda, Insecta, Lepidoptera, Tortricidae. The record is from RefSeq and is a predicted model, not a curated record. Gene Ontology annotation, cellular component: chitin-based extracellular matrix. The coding region runs from base 148 to 669 and encodes 173 amino acids. Gene Ontology annotation, molecular function: structural constituent of chitin-based larval cuticle.